This is a messenger RNA of Camponotus floridanus (Florida carpenter ant), 884 nucleotides long. It is a transcript of the gene Apf, whose product is annotated as bis(5'-nucleosyl)-tetraphosphatase [asymmetrical]. Gene Ontology annotation, molecular function: bis(5'-nucleosyl)-tetraphosphatase (asymmetrical) activity. Gene Ontology annotation, biological process: AMP biosynthetic process; ATP biosynthetic process. Bases 228 to 776 code for a protein of 182 amino acids. NCBI's taxonomy places the organism in Eukaryota, Metazoa, Arthropoda, Insecta, Hymenoptera, Formicidae. The transcript has 3 exons. The record is from RefSeq and is a predicted model, not a curated record.
GUUUUAUCGCGAAGUGUUGUCUCUUCAUUCUAAAGAUUUUAAUUCAACCAGCAACUUACUGACACGGAAUAAAAAUAUGAUUGACAUUCUUAUUCGAACAUGUAUAAUCACGUGAUAAAUGUCAACAAUAGGAUAGUAGUGGGAAUUUAAUUUAGAGAAAAACAGCUGACUUGAAGUAUAGAGAAGACAUUUAGAAUAGAGGUUCUUAGAAUACAGAAUCGUCCAUCAUGCAACAACGUGCUUGCGGCCUCGUCAUUUUCCGUCGAUUUCAAGAUACCAUCCAGUUUCUCUUGAUGCAAACGUCAUAUGGGCAACAUCACUGGACGCCGCCUAAAGGUCAUGUCGAUCCCGGUGAAUCCGACAUGGAGACGGCGUUGCGCGAAACCCAGGAAGAGGCUGGCUUUACGUCGAGCGAUCUCAAGAUCUUCGAGGACGCGAGGCACGAGAUGACAUAUCAAGUAAACGGGAUGCCGAAGAUUGUUAUUUAUUGGUUGGCAGAACUGCUCAAUCCGGACAAGUCCGUAAAAUUGUCGAAUGAGCAUCAGGCAUACGAGUGGCUUUCGUUGCGCGAGGCUUGCGAUCUAGCGAAAUAUGCCGAGAUGCAGAGAGCCCUGAAUGAAUUCGACAAAUAUUUUUUUUCUAGCAUUGUUCUUUCUCUUCUUCGUCUUCAACUACAAAGUACUGCUGCCAAUCACACAAUAUGUGCGAGAAAGUUAACUGAUUGUUAUGUCUUUCUGCAGCGCUUAUGUUUAUAUAAAAGAAAUUUAUUGUUUUAACAUUCCGUAUAUUUUUGAAGCAAGUCUGUGAUCCUGAGAAUGUGUACUAAAAAUAUGUUUUAAAAUAAUUAACUGUGGCAUACAUAAGAUUUAAAUAUCAUAAAAAUA